AUGGAUGACCAUAACCAUAAUAAAGACAGUAUAAUAGUUCCCAAUGAUUUAGUUUCUACAUUGGUUAGAUCAGAAAUAUCAGAAUCAAUUACCGAUGAAUCGACUAAUUCACAAAAAUAUAAAUCUCCUGUCUGGACAUAUUUUUCUUUAUUAAAAAGUGAACAAAAGGCUAAGUGUAAUUAUUGUAAUACUAAACUUAGCUAUAAAAAAGGCAAUAGAAUAUUUCACCUUCGAUGUCAUCUCAAAUCAUGCAACAAGUAUCAAAAAUCAGUAUCUAAUAGUGAUUCAUCAAAUUUGCCAGAAAAUGAGCUAAGUUUUCAGUUUGUAGAGAAACCAGAUUUUCAAAAUUUUCUUAAUGGAGUAUUACCUAAUUUUGCUAUUAGUGCUGAUACAGUAAAGCAAGAUAUUAUGAAUGUCUAUGAUAAAAGAAAAGCUUUUAUUAAAAGUCCUUCAAAAU
This is a messenger RNA of Racocetra persica, 457 nucleotides long. NCBI's taxonomy places the organism in Eukaryota, Fungi, Glomeromycota, Glomeromycetes, Diversisporales, Gigasporaceae. The record is from the annotation of a GenBank genome assembly.